CGAAAUCGACGGCUGGAGAGGAACGAGGAAGAGAGGAAGACCAUGGAUUACAAUGUUAAGGAGUGCACUUGCCGUGUUCCGAGGUUGGAUAAAUAAGUAGGCUGAGUUCUUGUAGGCGCUCGAGGACGAUGGGGAUGAAGCGCAGCAGGAUCGGCUAUGGCAAGAUGGAGAUGGCGGGGGAUUCGGAAGCCGAGAUGGAGAGUAGCAACAGUUCCAGGAACUGGACGCCAUGCGUAGUCCUCGCCUGCAUGAUAUAUCUGCCGCUGUUGGUGCUUCUCGUUGGAGCUUACAGGAAGCCGUCCUUGGAAUGGCUUCGAUCCGUUGGCUUUACUGCGGAAACAGGGUUGAGAUCAGAGAGCUCGUCUUCGCCGGUGCCUGAGCCAGUGAAGGACAAGCUUCUUGGCGGCCUGUUGGCUCCUGGAUUCGAUGAGAGCUCCUGCCUGAGCCGAUACCAGUCCGUGCUGUAUCGUAAGGCGUCGCCUUACACACCUACGCCGUACCUCGUCGAUAGGCUUCGGAAGUACGAAGCUCUCCACAAGAAAUGUGGCCCGAACACCGAGCUCUACAACAAGUCCAUAGAGCAGCUGAAGUCCGGCCGCAGCACCGGGCCGGGGGAAUGCAACUACGUUGUUUGGAUUCCUUACAAUGGCUUCGGGAACAGAGUACUGACCAUCGUGUCUGCUUUCCUCUAUGCUCUGCUCAACGACAAGGUUCUGCUGGUCCAUGUCCCCGAGGACCUCGCCGACCUCCUCUGCGAGCCGUUUCCUGAGACCUCGUGGACUCUGCCGAAGGAUUUCCCGGUGGAGAAGCUGGAGAGCUUCGAGGUCAGAACUCCGCAGAGCUACGGCAACAUGCUCCAAAGUGGGGUCAUCAAGAACGACAUGAGAUUUGCUGCCAACCUUACACUGCCGGCUUACGUUUACCUCCACCUGACCCACGAUUACAGCGCGUUGGACAAGAUAUUCUUCUGCGAAGACGCUCAGCAGAUGCUCCGGAAGCUGCCGUGGCUGCUGCUGAAGUCGGACAACUACUUCGUGCCGUCGCUGUUUCUGGUGGAGGAGUACGAGGAGGAGCUGCGGCGGCUGUUCCCGGAGAGGGAGACCGUCUUCCAUCACCUGGGCCGAUACCUUCUCCACCCGACCAAUGUGGUGUGGGGCUACGUCACGAGGUAUUACCAGGUCUAUCUAGCGAAGGCUUAUGAGAUGGUGGGCAUUCAGAUCAGGGUCUUCCAGCACGCGCCUGUCUCUUUCGACACCAUGCUCAACCAGAUCAUCAAUUGUUCGAGAAAAGAGAACCUGCUGCCGGCCGUCAAUCUCGAGGAGCCCGGCGUGCCCGCAAAGGAUGCGAGAGAGAAGGCUGUCCUGGUGACCACCUUGUACUCCGGCUACUUCGACAAACUCCGGAACAUGUACUACGAGCACUCGACGGCCACGGGCGAGGUCAUCGGCGUGUACCAACCGAGCCACGAGGAGCAGCAACACACGGACCACCAGAACCACAACAUCAAGGCGUGGGCGGAGAUCAACCUGCUCAGCUUCAGCGACGUGCUGGUGACCACCGCGUGCUCGACCUUCGGGUACGUGGCGCAGGGGCUCGGGGCACUGAAGCCGUGGAUCAUCCCGAGGCCGGCGGAUCGGAACCAAGCCUGCCGCCGGGGCACGUCGAUGGAGCCGUGCUUCCACUCGCCGCCCAGCUACGAUUGCAAGGCCCACAAGGACGUCGACAAGGGGGCGGUGGUCCGCCAUGUGAGGCACUGCGAAGACCUCGACGAGGGCCUCAAACUGUUCGACUAGCUCACUCUCCACCAUGUGUUCGACAUAAUUACUUGUGUUUCACUUAUGUUUUCCUUGGAAUAGAUUAUAUGUAGCACCAAUUGAUGCAUUAAGCCACUGACGAUUUAUAUUCAUGCAAAGUCGAUUUCCUUUUACAAUGAACUUACUAUUAUAUUUA
Molecule: messenger RNA, 1950 nt
Organism: Musa acuminata subsp. malaccensis (wild Malaysian banana)
Lineage: Eukaryota; Viridiplantae; Streptophyta; Magnoliopsida; Zingiberales; Musaceae
Product: galactoside 2-alpha-L-fucosyltransferase-like
Biological process (GO): xyloglucan biosynthetic process; cell wall biogenesis
Cellular component (GO): membrane; Golgi apparatus
Molecular function (GO): galactoside 2-alpha-L-fucosyltransferase activity
Source: RefSeq, a predicted model, not a curated record